Trichoderma breve is the source of this 630-nucleotide messenger RNA. RefSeq lists its product as uncharacterized. Lineage: Eukaryota; Fungi; Ascomycota; Sordariomycetes; Hypocreales; Hypocreaceae. The transcript has 2 exons. Bases 1 to 630 code for a protein of 209 amino acids. The record is from RefSeq and is a predicted model, not a curated record.
AUGGCUGUAAGACGAAUGGUGUUUGCCGUGGCUCUUGCUGGUCUUGCCAUGGCCAAGCCAAUCAAGAUCAAGCCAACGCCCACAUUCUGUGGAAUCAUCUGCAUCAGCGCGAUUAGCGAUUGCGGCAUACCAUAUGGAGGUUGCUACGAUCCUUGUGUCGACCCAGCUCCUACGCCUCUUCCUUGUGACGUGGAGACAGUUCCAGAGAGUCCAGUCGUUGUGAGCCCAGUGCCAGCGACACCAACUAGCGAAAACCCGUUUUCAGUGACUCCAGGCUCGGAGAAUUCGACUUCAGUCACUCCAGCCUCAUCAGGCACUCCAGCCUCACCGACUCCGGUCAUCGUGGUGAGCCCAGUCCCAGCGACGACAACCGGUGAGAACCCGAGUUCAGUCACUCCAGCCGAGGAAACUCCAGAAGACGAAGAAACUCCAGAAGAUGAGGAAACUACAGCAGACGAGGAAACUCCAGACUCAGAGUCACCAAUAGCAGAGGAUCCAAUUCCAGCAGGGCCGGCGGAGGGGGCAGAAGAGACAGACUUGGCAGACGUGCAAAUGGAAAUAGGCUCGACGCCAGAAAACCCACUUCCCUGGAUUCCCGACGAAAACGAAGAUUCAUGGUGGUGGAACUGA